CGGCCCGGCCGUGGCUGAGCGGGAGAGCGGCGGCCCCGGCGGACGGAGCCCCGCGGGCACCAUGAGCGGUUCACAGAAUAAUGACAGUAAAAGACAGUUUCUUCUAGAACGGUUGCUGGAUGCAGUUAAACAGUGUCAAAUACGAUUUGGAGGAAGAAAAGAAAUUGCUUCAGACUCUGAUAGCAGAGUGACUUGUUUGUGUGCUCAGUUUGAAGCUGUGUUUCAGCACGGCCUGAGGAGGAGCCGAGGACUGGCAUUAACAGCAGCAGCAAUCAAACAGGCUGCAGGUUUCUCCAGUAAAACUGAAACAGAGCCAGUGUUUUGGUACUAUGUGAAGGAGGUUCUGAACAGACACGAGCUGCAGCGCUUUUACUCUCUGAGGGCCAUUACCUCGGAUAUUGGCAGGGGCCGGGCCUGGCUGCGCUGUGCAUUGAAUGAACAUUCCCUGGAAAGAUACGUUCAUAUGCUGCUGGCAGACAAGAAUCGACUCAGUGUCUUCUAUGAAGACUGGUCUUUUAUGAUGGAUGAAGAACGUUCCAGUAUGAUCCCUACAAUGGCAGCUGGUCUGAACUCCAUCCUUUUUGCCAUCAACAUUGAUAAUAAGGAUUUAAACGGGCAGAGCAAGUGCGCACCCACCGUGUCUGAUUUGUUAAAGGAAUCCACACAAAAUGUGACUUCGUUGUUGAAGGAAUCCACGCAGGGGGUGAGCAGCCUCCUCCGGGAGAUCACAGCUUCCUCUGCUGUCUCCAUUCUCAUCAAACCUGACCCAGACACCGACCCCCUUCCUGUCCUGCCCCGGAAUGUAAACGCUGAUUUGAGAUAUAAAAAAGAUCGAAAAAAGAAGAAGAGAGUGACCAAUAUUAUCUCAUUUGAUGAAGAGGAAGAUGAGCAAAAUUUGGGGGAUUCCACAAAGACUCUGAUUACAGGAGAAAGCUCAGAGGAGAGUGUAGACAGAUCCUCAGUCCUUGCAUUAUCCUCAUCUGAAAGCACUCUUGGAAAAAAUGUGAACGGGAAUGAAAGUAACAGUUCGUGGAAGAGCAAUUCAUUGCCUCAUUCUCUCAUGAAUGGAGAGUAUGAGUACCAGAAACUGGAUGUGAAGAGCAUUGAUGAUGAAGAUGCAGAUGAGGAUGAGCUGUAUGGAAAAACAUUAGGAAAUAAAGGCACAGAAGGUGAAACUGAAGCUUCUGAAAAGACUCAUGAAAUAGGCACUUGCAAUUCUCAGAUAUGCAGUUGGACUCCUCUGCAGGUCCUCAAUGAUGACUCAGAUGUGCUGUUCCCUGUCAGUGCUGUUGGCUCUUACUCCCAAACAGAUAACUUGGAGAAUGGAGAGGGGCAUGAACAUGUUGUUCACCCGGUAGAACUGGUUCCCAGAAGAUCUGAUCUCCCUUACAGAGUGGAAGUCAGUCCUCCAGCACAAGUGAAUACUUUAAGCAGUAUGUUGCCUUCAGCCACCGUGCCAGAAUCCAUGACAAUUAAUGAACUUCGUCAAGCUAUCGUGGCCAUGAUGAAUAGGAAGGAUGAACUGGAAGAGCAGAAUAGAUCCCUGCGAAAUCUGCUGGAUGCAGAGAUGGAGCUCUCAGCAGCACUGAGGCAGGAGAUGGACAACUGGAGAAGGAAAGUAGCAGAGCAGGAAGAGCGACAUGCCACCAAAGUCCAGGCCUUGGCACGAGAAAAUGAGGUGCUAAAAGUGCAACUUAAGAAGUAUGUAGGAGCUGUCCAGAUGCUCAGACGAGAAGGUCAAACAGUGGAAGUUCUGCCAAACAUUUGGAGCGCUGAUGGUGAAUUUACAAUUCCAGAGCAAAAACAAGUAGAGAACAACGAGGAACUCGCCAGCUCUUAUGAAAGAAAAUUGAUUGAGGUGGCUGAAAUGCAUGGGGAGCUGAUUGAAUUCAAUGAGAGGCUGCACCGUGCCCUGAUGGCUAAGGAAGCUCUCGUGUCCCAGAUGAGACAAGAACUGAUUGAUUUGAGAGGCCCAGUCCCUGGAGAUUUGAGUCAAACAUCCGAAGAUCAGAGUUUGUCAGAUUUUGAAAUAUCCAAUCGUGCUCUUAUUAAUGUUUGGAUUCCCUCAGUCUUUCUACGUGGAAAAGCUGCUAAUGCAUUCCAUGUUUAUCAGGUUUAUAUCAGGAUAAAGGAUGAUGAAUGGAAUGUUUAUCGAAGAUAUGCAGAGUUCAGAAGCUUGCAUCAUAAAUUACAGAGUAAAUACCAGCAAGUGAGGACUUUUAACUUUCCACCAAAAAAGGCCAUUGGAAACAAGGAUGCAAAGUUUGUAGAAGAGCGACGCAAGCAGCUACAAAAUUACCUAAGGAACGUAAUGAACAAAAUUAUUCAAACUGUGCCAGAAUUCACAGCCAAUCCCAAAAAAGAGACACUUAUUCAGCUGAUGCCCUUUUUUGUUGAUAUUCCACCUUCUGGAGAGCCAGUGAGCAAAGGCAGUCGCUCGAGGGUGACCACGCGCUUCCCCAAACUGUCCCGCAGCCACCAAAGGGAGCCCCGGAGCCUGGAACCCCAGAGUGGGGAUCUCUGACCCUUUUUCCUAGUUGUGAACACGGACACCACGUACUUUAAGUUGUUCUGUGAUUCCUUCCUAGCCUGUAUUUAUAAUUUAAGCUCCUGAAGAGACUACAGCUGCAUCAACUUAAAUCCUGAAAAGAGACAUUCAUUGCCAGGGGUCAUAUCCUGAUUAACUACUUUGGAAGGCAGUAAUCACUUUCUCAAAAGAAUACGAGGGCUCUUCACCAGAGCUCAGCAAACUGAUGGCAUUUUCUUUAUUUUGUAAAGCUGCACUGCACAUAUUCUCCUUUGUUCCCCUGAAGUCCUUCUUUUACAAUGAAUUCCUUGUUUGUAUUAUGUUGUCUCCCUUUUAACAUGUACAUUUUUCUGUUCCAGAGAGACAUGGGUAUCAUGUCCAGACAAUUUUUUUUUCCCUUAGAAGAACAGUUAUGAUUAUCACUACUUAAUAGGUCAGAAGGAUGUGCUUAAAAGAACCUCACUAAUUUAUUACCUUUUGUAAAUAGAAGGCCUGGGUUGUUUUGGGUUUUUUUUAUUGUAAACCUCUGACACACAAAGGUUUUUAAAAAAACUUGACAAUGUAGAUGAUGAGAAAAACGUUACAGGUGGAAAAAUAGCUUUUGUACAUUUCUAGUUAGAUAUUCUCAAUAGCUUUCAUUUGUGGGAAGUAUUCUUUAAAAUCAGAGAAUGUAAUAAUUUUUUAGUAAAAUUUCAGUCCUGCUGGAAGGCAGGUGCAAUAUUAUUAAUUUUUACAAACCACUGCAAGGAUACACAAAUUAGCAUGGUGCGAAAUAGUGCUUUCAAGUCUUGGGUUAUAUUUUGUUAUCAAUUUGUUGCUGAUGUUACAGAAUAGUCCAUCAUUAAUCUGAUUUUAUAAAAUCCUUCACAUAGUGAUACUUAAAAAUUGCCUGUAAUGAAAGUGCCUGUUACCCAUCACCUCUUAUUGAAAAGUAAUUUGUAAUGCUACUACUGUAAGAGUGACUAAAGUAUUGACAAGAAUUAUUACAAGUGAUGGAAGUCCUGACAUGGAUUAACUGGAAUCCAGUUCAGUAUCCAUUAGUUGCACUGCCGUAGGCAGUUAAUUAUGUUUUAGCUAUCUUCUUCUCUUCAUUAAGUUUAAGCAGUAUAGGUUCAAGUUUUCCAUUAAUUGUAUUCUGGUUUUCCUUUGUGUUAGAACAUCUUUCUUCUCAGAAGUUUUUUUGGAUAAUGUUACUUAAAUUGAUGUAUCUUGUCAUUGUAUUAUCCAUUCAUUAUGUUAAAUUCUCACGUCAGUAGAUACUAAAACCUUAUAUCAUUCUCCAGAAAAAAACCAA
Neopelma chrysocephalum (saffron-crested tyrant-manakin) is the source of this 3821-nucleotide messenger RNA. It is a transcript of the gene SNX29, whose product is annotated as sorting nexin 29. The transcript is spliced from 21 exons. NCBI's taxonomy places the organism in Eukaryota, Metazoa, Chordata, Aves, Passeriformes, Pipridae. Bases 62 to 2524 code for a protein of 820 amino acids. Gene Ontology annotation, molecular function: phosphatidylinositol binding. The record is from RefSeq and is a predicted model, not a curated record.